Messenger RNA from Letharia columbiana, 420 nucleotides. RefSeq lists its product as uncharacterized. The coding region runs from base 1 to 420 and encodes 139 amino acids. The transcript has 3 exons. NCBI's taxonomy places the organism in Eukaryota, Fungi, Ascomycota, Lecanoromycetes, Lecanorales, Parmeliaceae. The record is from RefSeq and is a predicted model, not a curated record.
AUGUCUGACUCAAAGCACGGCCAACGGUUGCCCAGUACCGUCCCGAAAAAGGCUAGACAACCUAGUUUUGCAAGUGCAAGCAAGGCAGCCUCGUCUUCGACCAGCCAGUUUGUACCUGGUACGAAGAGCUGUUCAAAUGCGGCUGUACCUGAGGAGCCAUGGAAUGAUGGUUCUUUUGGAAUGUACAACGAAGGAAAUGUCGUCAUCAACAACACUGAGCGGCGGGAUGACACAGGCAAAUUGACUCAUACCAGAUACUGGGUAUGCUGCAAACAGAGAUUGGACAAUGGGCAAGUGCAGUAUCGAUUGAAAGAUAGACCACCACAAGAAGACGAUGACCAGUUGGAAGAAGACGAGCUCUAUGUGGGUGGAGAAGGUAAUUGGAUUGACGAAGAAUGUCUUGACUGGGUUAAGGAUUAG